UCUUGCUCUAGAGGUCACGCCCAUUGACAUUAUAAGCCAAUGAUGUGCAGCGUUCGCUUUUCACAUAUUGUGUUGGCACUGGGUUGUCUAACGCUCCCAUAUACUGAAGCGGAAUACUAUGACUGGAACUUUGGGGGUCCACCUAAAACAACUCAAAAUGGUUUAGGCAACUAUCAGGAACCCAGGGCAAACUCGGUAGAGACCGAUAAUGGCAUAAUGAAGACAGAGACGAAAACUAUCUUUGGACAAAAGUACAAGGUGUCGAUUCAGAGACAUAUAUUUUGGCAAACAGGAGAUUGUGAAGAAAAAAUAAAAAUUUCUCGGAGAGAUAGCGGACAGGAGAAGUCACUCAAAAGGAAAUGUUUUUUUUCUUACUAUCCUAUUAUCUCACCGAGGGUAAUAAACGUAGGGAAUAUCCUACUAGUGAACAGACCUGAAGAUGCAUUUUUUGCAUUCUCAAUUAAUAGUAACGAAAUAAUAUACCAGAUGGAUGGAAAAUGGAAAAAAGGCAAGUACGACAAAGAUAAUACUAAUGAUAUAGAACUGACUUGGUUUGAGGUGGAAGAAUUGAAAGAGAGUAUCAAUUGGUGGCUAACGGUAUUAUAGGGAGUCUGACAAAUAAAUUGGAGGAUAAGAAAUUUGAAGAAUGUCAUCAGAGAAAAAUGUAUAACGAAAAAAUAUACUAAGUUAAAUACUACAACAGGAAAGAGUUACUAGCACACAAAACCUAAACAAAAUAAUGCAACUUAAAAUCUGGGGAUAUAGAGACACUAUAUAGAGUUUAGAAACAUUUAUAAGAAAGAUUUAGAAAACUCACCUCAGAUGCUGCAGACUAACUCAUAACUGCUGAAGAGGAUAAAUACAACAAUAAACUUGACAAUCUGGACAACAUGCAAGACGAAGAAGAAAA
Messenger RNA from Macrosteles quadrilineatus (aster leafhopper), 910 nucleotides. RefSeq lists its product as uncharacterized. The transcript is spliced from 4 exons. Lineage: Eukaryota; Metazoa; Arthropoda; Insecta; Hemiptera; Cicadellidae. The coding region runs from base 40 to 606 and encodes 188 amino acids. The record is from RefSeq and is a predicted model, not a curated record.